This is a messenger RNA of Boeremia exigua, 875 nucleotides long. RefSeq lists its product as uncharacterized. The transcript is spliced from 4 exons. The coding region runs from base 181 to 756 and encodes 191 amino acids. NCBI's taxonomy places the organism in Eukaryota, Fungi, Ascomycota, Dothideomycetes, Pleosporales, Didymellaceae. The record is from RefSeq and is a predicted model, not a curated record.
GCACUCGAAAAGGUGAAGGAACUGCGCGCGGAACUCGAUGCGCUGAAAAUAUCAGUCUGUACCGAUCGUAACUUGAUAUCUUCUCGAUACGAUGAUGUGCAGGCAAGCUCAUCUGAUCCGCUUUUGGCACAAUUCAACCCCCUUGCGAAGACGGGAAGCCCAGACUAUAGCAUCCAAGAGAUGGAGGUCAGGGUGGGAGAGGGACAGGUCGUCAUUCAAGACGUUCUCGAUCAAUCAUCGCGCUUAGCUGUCUCUAGGGCGGAUGGACCACCCAUCUCAAAUUCUUCAAGAUCAACAAAACGCCUUUGUGAUCUUGACCCAACAAUUCUUGGAUCUGAGUUUGUCUUGUUUCUGGAAAGACCUUGCUUACCACACAGUGGUGUCACGCCUAGCUUCUCAGAUCAGAGCUCAAAUGGCCAUGCACUUACGUUGACGUCAGGCUUGUUGAGUUUUUGCCCGCCUGUAUCAAGCUCGCAAAUCGAGCCAGUCGAAGCGUGGCGGAUUCCCAAGUUAGGUCUAGAGCGAUUAUUGGAUCUGUCUCGACAAAUCGCCCUUGACAAUGAUGAAGUCACGCCUGUUCAGGCAUGGGCAAUCGUUCGAGAUCACGAUUUAUUCUGCACACUGUCAAUCGAACACCUAGAGGAUCUAAAAACGAGACUGCUGCAUAGAGUCAAGUGCCACGGGUUCGGUGGCGUAAUAUUAAGGAGCGAUCUUACAGACGCUAUUGUAAGUACGUUUGUAAUUAGAGAGACUUAGCUUAGGCAAGGUUCUUCGUUGUCUGUACCCGCAAUUGCUACAGCAUUUCGCCUUCACCUUGUCAAAGCCUAAACGGCUGUAGGAAGUGAUUCAAUCAGCAUCUUUCGCAACUCCAUUGC